Molecule: messenger RNA, 1422 nt
Organism: Lucilia sericata (common green bottle fly)
Lineage: Eukaryota; Metazoa; Arthropoda; Insecta; Diptera; Calliphoridae
Gene: Ccdc114
Product: coiled-coil domain-containing protein 63
Exons: 9
Coding region: 1-1422 (473 amino acids)
Source: RefSeq, a predicted model, not a curated record
AUGAAUGGACAAACAGAAUUGGAAGAAUCUGCCAAUGCUGAAUUACAACGUUUACAAAGACAGUUGAGAACUUUACAAUUGGAGUUAAGAAGUUUAUUGGACUAUAAAACCAAACAAUUGAAAAAACAAAAUCAUAUUAUCAGCGUGUUGCAGCAGGAGCACAAACAGUUGACCAAUGAAAUUAAUACUUUGGAAGGAGGAACUCACGCCAAGAAAAAUGUUACUAAGGAGAAAAAACUAAUAUAUUUACAAAAUCAAGAGGCUGAGGUGCAACGUAUUUUAGCCAGUGAGCGUAUAAAUCUAUGGGAAUUAGAGGGUCAUAUAAAAAAGAUGGAAAAAGAAAUAGAUGGUUUGCGUAAACUGGAGGUACCCGAUAGUUGUUAUAAGGACACUAUAUGUAAGGUACAAAAGAGCGUGGUCAAACUGGAGAAUCGUUUAGAUGUGGUGAAUAAGAAAUGCAGUGAUGUGUUGACUGAGAAUUCAAAAUUGAGGGACUCUAUUAAUCAUAUGCUGCAGGAUAGAGCCAAUUUCAACGAAAUGUGGCAAUCUAUGGUGACUCAAUUCAACGAGGGUAAGAAGUAUAUAAUGGACUUGAUCGAUCAGUCUACUUUGGCUUAUGAUCAGCGUGAGGAAUUGUGUAAUAAGCUGCAGGUUUUAAAAGAUCGCAAUGAAAAUGAUAAAAUUAUGCAUAUACAGGAAAUGCGUGAAAUGCAAAGACGUCUGGAACAUGAUGCCAAAUUACAAAAAUUCUUUGAUAUUAAAGGACAAAAACGUCUCAAUCCGGAAUUGGAACAACGAGAAAGUGAUAAGAAAUUGGCACAAAAGGAGGCUUUCGAGAGACAACUGGCGGAAUAUAAAGAAAUAAUUGAUAGAAUGAAGGAACUUUAUCAGGAAUCGGAUACUCAAAAGUUAACUGUUCAGUUUAAAAGACAGGAAGAGGAAAAUUUUGCUCUGUUCAGUUAUGUCAAUGAAUUGAGUCAUGAGGUAGAGGUAUUAAAUGAUACCACUCAGGAGUUAUCGGAUGAAAUAGAACGCCAAAAAGCUGAGCUACUGGAAAAGGAAACCCUACAGAAAACUGAAGCUUUGGAUUACCUCAAUGAACAGCUGGAAAAGGCUGAAUUGCAAAAUAACGAAGCCAAGGAAAAGUUGCGCAUCUUAGAGCUGCGUUUGCAACAAAUGUUAUUGGGAAUAUCGGAUAUAUUCAAACAACUAUCUUGUGAUGAUGCUCCCAUAUUAAAUGUGCUCUCCUCGAAAACCUCUAUGACCUCGCAUAAUGUUAAACUGUUUAUAGGCGUUAUAGAGAAACGUAUCAACACUAUUAUAAAUGGUAUAAAUAUUGAGGAUUCUUCUAACAAAAUUUUAGCUAAGAAGGAUCGGAUACCCAAAUUUAAUAUUAAAGAAUCGGCUAAAACAAAAAAAUAA